UACUGCUGCUGUCGCUGUCGCUGUCGCUGUCGCUGUCGCUGUCGCUGCUAAUGCUGUUCUUCUUCUUUCCAUUUGCUAAAAUUCGAGCCCUUCGUCAUCACAGAGAAAAUAUAUCCAGACAAAUUAUCCUUAGGAUCACGGGGAUACAUAUAUAUAUGUGUGUGUAUAUAUAUAUAUAGAAUAAACACAUAGACGAAGACGAGAAGACAAGAGAUUAAAAAAAAAAAAAAAGAAAAAGAAAAAAAGAAAACAAAACAAAAGAAAAGAAAAUGAACAAAGUUGGUUCCUGAGAGAUUAAGAACCGUGGCUGGCGAAGGUGAUCCUUCCGAUAGGAAGGGAAGGAAAAAUAUAGAAAUUGAUAGUAAAAGAAGAAGAUCGAGGGACGAGGUUCUUCUUAUCCUCGUUGGCUUACGAUUUAGUGAUCGUAAGUGGAGUUUUUGUUUUUCAACGGGUCGACGAAGGUGGAAGGAGGAAGAGUGGCCGAGGACGAGCAGAAGGAGACGGAGAAAAAGAAGAAGAAGAAAAAAAAAGGAAAAGGUGAAUGAGGAGAGUUAUACGAUCGUUCUAACACGAGUAUGAUCGGUAUAACUCGAAGAAAUUGGGCUUUGCGCCUAUCGGUGGUGCUCAACGUUUGCGUACUACUUUACGUGUGCGCCCAUUUUGGUUCUUCUUCCGGUCCUUGGAUCGAAGAAUCACCAACCAAUUGGGCUGCCGCAGCACCACCGGCUAUAGCUCCACCUGUGGCGGCACAAGCAUCACGAUCAAAAAAUUCGAUUAUACAAGAAGAUGUUAGUGGCGUUGCCGGUGGUGCUGGUGCAGCAACCAUUGCUGAUAGAUCGUCAGUCAAUCGUCUUUCGAAUGGUACUCUGAUCUCUGCCCUUUCUUCAUUCUUCUCAUCUUCCUCCUCCUCGUCUUCUUCUUCAUCUUCAUCAUCUUCUUCUUCUUCUUUAUUAUCACCUGCCCCAUCCUCUUCAACGAACAAAAGAAACAAGAAGAAAGGUCUACCGAACAAAAUGAUCGGAGGGAUCGUCACUAUGAAACCUACCUCGAAGGAGGCCAAGGUCAAAAUACUCGACGAUACGAUUGGACGAGACGGUCAUGCUGGUAAUCGUACGAAAAAUAUUAACGAACCGGCACCAGCACCAGUACCACAACCAGCUGCCAAUCUGAAGGAAGCCAUAUCUUGCAACGAAAAAUCAUUAGAACCUAGACGAGCCCAACGUGGAGAUUAUUGGGUUCUAUAUAAUUACGUACCUAUGAGUAUGAAGGUGAAAUGUUGGGAAAGCGUAACUUACACCACUCAUGCCGACUAUACCUUCCUGGAUAACUUGGAACCAUUGUUGGAACGUUGGAGAGCACCGAUAUCGAUCGCGAUGCAUGCUCCUGGCACAGACUUUUCGGCGACUUUAGACGCAAUCAAAUACUCAAGGAGCUGUGGUAGCCCAUUGGUUUUUCAACUGGUGACAUUUCAUGUCUUUUUUAGCAGUAAACACGUGCCAAAAUUGGUUCCACCAUCAGAAAAAGUUAUGUCUGAUACGUACAACUGUACGUUGGGACCACCCUGGGUGAAUAUAACACUUUCGAAGAUGUACAAAAACGAGAAGAAACUUCUUUAUCCAGUUAACGUUGGAAGAAACAUAGCAAGAGAAUCAGCACCGACUUAUUAUGUUUUUGCCAGCGACAUAGAAUUAUAUCCGAGUCCAAAUCUUCCGGAAAAGUUUCUUGAAAUGAUUCGCAAGAGAGAUCAAGCAGCAUUGCAAAAAUCUAAUCCAAAGGUUUACGUCUUGUCUAUAUUCGAAGUUAACGAAAAGUAUCGACCACCGAACAAUAAAACUCAUUUGGUACAAAUGUUAAAAGCAGGAACAGCUAUUCCAUUUCAUAAGAAGCUUUGUUCCGGUUGUCACAACGUUCCACGUAGCAAGGAAUGGCAGGAAACUCCUGAAACCGAAGGUCUUCAUGUAUUUCACGUUGGAAAACGUACGGGUAGCUUCGUUCAUUGGGAACCUAUUUUUAUAGGAACUAACGAAGAACCUUUGUACGACGAACGACUCAGCUGGGAAGGAAAAAGUGAUAAGAUGCCGCAGGGUUACACUCUCUGUGUCCUCGAUUACGACUUUCUCAUUUUGGACAACGCAUUUUUGGUACAUCGUCCUGGUAUAAAGAUCUUCAAAAAAGAUCCUCAUCGUGAAAUGCUCACUGCUAAGACGAACGCAUUGAUCAAGAAAAUUAUCGUACCAGAAUUAAAAAUCUUGUAUGGUGCAAGAAAAGGAUGUGCUGUCUAGCCUCUACCACCAUGAGCGCUUAGCGCUCUAUACGGACACAAAACAAGUAAACCCAUAUUGACUAGUUCGCUAAUUUAAGAACUACCAUUUGAUCUUAAUGUUUCUACGCCGAUUAGAUAAUCUAGACACAAUUUAAGCGUGUUACUAAAGAUCAUUAAAAAAGUUAAACAUGUUCCAUGAA
Messenger RNA from Vespula pensylvanica (western yellowjacket), 2463 nucleotides. RefSeq names its product beta-1,4-glucuronyltransferase 1. NCBI's taxonomy places the organism in Eukaryota, Metazoa, Arthropoda, Insecta, Hymenoptera, Vespidae. The coding region runs from base 576 to 2282 and encodes 568 amino acids. The transcript has 6 exons. The record is from RefSeq and is a predicted model, not a curated record.